AUGGAAAUCUUAAGCAUGAGGCAAUCCUUCCAUGAACUCGCCAUGGACUAUGAUCGAACCGCAAAGCUAAAAGCCUUUGAAAAAACUAAAGCUGGUGUCAAAGGACUGGCAGAUGCCGGUUUGAAGCAUAUCCCAAAGAUAUUCAUGCAACCACUGGAAGAACUCGCUGAGGAGCUGAACUAUCCGCGCUCCAAUCUUUGGGUGCCGGUCAUUGACGUCGCCGGAAUCGAUAGUGCCGACCGACGCAAGGAGAUUGUCGAGGAAGUAAAGGUUGCAGUAGAGAAGUGGGGCUUCUUCCAGGUGGUGAACCAUGAAAUCCCCUUGAAGGUAAUGGAUGGGAUGAUUCAUGGGCUGCGCUUGUUCAAUGAGGGAGAUUUUUUGCUGGCGGGCUUGGAGAGAAGAACAAACUUGAUUGUUUCAAGACACGAAAGGUAG
Malania oleifera is the source of this 435-nucleotide messenger RNA. RefSeq names its product 1-aminocyclopropane-1-carboxylate oxidase homolog. Lineage: Eukaryota; Viridiplantae; Streptophyta; Magnoliopsida; Santalales; Ximeniaceae. The record is from RefSeq and is a predicted model, not a curated record. Bases 1 to 435 code for a protein of 144 amino acids. The transcript has a single exon.